AUGUCCCUUCUUCAUUUUCUAGGGUCUAUCCAUAGACCAGCAUUCUACCAUGUCGAGAACUACCCAGGAACCCCAUCAACGUUGAGCCUAUGGCAUUGUCCCUUCCAGAAGAAACCUCCUUGCGGAAAAGCGCUCUUCUAUAUGAGAUUAGCAAGUGGGCAGAAAGGAUUACAGAAAGAUAACUGUUUGUUGUCUUCGCCAUGCGCUGCCAUAACCAACCACUCGAACUUUGCUUCUGGGUCAGGCACGGAGCGCCUCCGAAAAGCCAGUGAUUGGCCUGAAAACAAGACUUCAAGCGUCCGAACGCGAAUGGUUAGACUACCUAACUCCCUCCCUAUUGGUCCAAUUUCUUUCAACGGUCUUAGCAUAUACUUUUGGCGCAUAACAACAUUUUUCAUGUACGUCUUGUCAUGCAUGCAACAGAGACACCUAAGUGGCGCAAGGGUCCUUUUGGGUCUCGCACACUUUGCAAUGUGUGUGGGUUGA
Molecule: messenger RNA, 486 nt
Organism: Fusarium venenatum
Lineage: Eukaryota; Fungi; Ascomycota; Sordariomycetes; Hypocreales; Nectriaceae
Source: RefSeq, a predicted model, not a curated record